AUUGUAGCGUUUGAAGGCAGAUGUAAAAUGUAGAGUUAUGGUGGAAGACAAGGAAUCUCCCCCUCCUAUUGAAAAUGAACCAGAGAUAGUUCCCACAAGACAAACCCGCCGGUCCCAGGCAGGUAACCAUAGCAACGGCAACUCCAGCAAUGGAAACAACCCUGCUACUUCCAGCAACGGUGACUUGGUAGGAAGCUGGGAAUGCUCCGUGUGUACUUACAAGAACAUAGAGGAAGAGUUCAAGUGCGCAAUGUGCGAGACGAGGAAAGGGACCAGCACGCGCAAACCCCGUGCCACAUCACAGACUCAAGUAGUGCAAAUACAAGCGCUGGCUGCAGAACUAGUUGCUAAGCAAACCAACGCGUUGCUGCGGAAACAGCGCCGGCGCCACUUGCGCCAACAGAGAAGCGUUAUCGGACAAAGUGCAACCAAUUUCACAAGACCUGGCCGGUUAAAAAACGUCGACCGUUCAAAGGGCACCAAGAUAAAUGUAACGGUAAACAACGUUACGGUGGUAAUCACGGACUUUCCCGAAAUCAAAUCUCCCAAAUCUAGAUCCUCCCCGUGCGAACCUGACAAGUCCUCUGCCGCCUCUUCCACACCCUCUCCCGCCCCUUCCGCCGGCGACAACGAGUGAAGACACAUCACACUAUUAAUUAACUGAUCAAUUAAUUAAUUAAUUAUAUACACGUUAUGCGACCGAUGAUGAUGAUGAUGAUGAUGAAUUCUGUAGAUUUCUCCGCUGCAUAAUAUUUUAAAAUUUUGAGUAUAUGAUAUAAUAUGCAAUUUAUACGUAUUCCAGACCGUGCAUAUUAUAAUAUGUUUUGUAACAUUUUUAUUUCUAUGAUGUUGUGGGCUAUACAUGAAGUGAUAAUAUUGUAGGUUUAUGUUUGUAACACGGUUUUGAGAUUGUGUUGCGCGAGAAAGAGAUCUCUUAGGUAGGUUUAUCUAAGGUAUUUGAUCCAGCGGUAAUAAUACCGUGCAGGUAAAUUUGUAUACUAACACAUUCCAGAUUUGAAAUCCUAUCAUGAUUUUAGUUAAAAAUAAUACCCGGUUAGUUAUCGUGUAAUAACAAUUUAUUUAGUCAACAGGUUGAAACCUUUUGGUUAUUACUCGCCUGCUAUAUUUAACAUUUUCUGUAAAAAAGUGUGAGUACGUAUUAUAAUAUUUAGGCUUGAGUAGUAAGUUAUUCAGUUAAUUCCAGCUUUGCUUUGAUUUUAAUCGUAAAACUGAAAGAUGAUCUUCACCUUAAACUCAACAAUUGUGUCCAUUCUGAAAGAAACUUCUAGUAGUUUUAAGCUAAGUGCUAAUUGUGCUAAUUAGUACCUACUAAUUAAGUGCUAAUUGUGAUGAACACAGCCUGGCCUGGGUCCGAGUUUAUAUAAUUCUAUAAAGUUUGGUCGCUGUGUUA
Bolinopsis microptera is the source of this 1411-nucleotide messenger RNA. Its product is annotated as YY1-associated factor 2-like. Gene Ontology annotation, molecular function: transcription coregulator activity; DNA binding. The record is from RefSeq and is a predicted model, not a curated record. The coding region runs from base 38 to 637 and encodes 199 amino acids. Lineage: Eukaryota; Metazoa; Ctenophora; Tentaculata; Lobata; Bolinopsidae. Gene Ontology annotation, biological process: positive regulation of DNA-templated transcription. Gene Ontology annotation, cellular component: nucleus. The transcript has 6 exons.